UUUAGGCUGUAACGAGAGGUGAAAGAAGGAGAGGAAGGUAUGAACUAUGAAGUGAUGAAAUUUAUAGUUUUGUUUUGCUUAUUAUAUUAAUAGCUGCAACGGCUUCAAAUGCUUAGGGCUUAUUUCUGUGUGGGUUUUGCAUGACAAAUUUGGAGUGUUUGGUUUUCUUGUCACCGAUACGAAUAAUUGUAAAAAAGUAAACACUUUUGAAUUAAUUUUCUUUUGUAUAAUUUUUAUAAUGAUGAUAAAUAUAGGUAGGUAUUCUCUUGAAUUUAAUUAAAUGUGUAAAUUCUGUCUCAUAUUCAAUUGGUUUGUUAAGUGUUUAUGGUCAAUUCUGGAAUCAUUUGGAGAAGAAAGGGUUCGAGAAGUAUAUUAGAAUAAAAAUAUUAAAGUUACAUGGAAUUACGAGAAAAUAAAUUCUGAUAGACAAGAAGUAACACUACCAAUAUUUCUUAUGAAAUUUUUCAGCAAAUAUAUAUACACGUUUCUUAUGAAAAUAAAACAACAUAAUUGGGGAACUAAAAUUUUAUUCAAUCCUAAAUACAAAUGGGAAUCUAAAAAUUUGAAGUAAUUUUAUUUGCUCUCCCUGUACUAAAUUUAAGUUAGCAACGUUUUAUUUAUUGAUUUCUAAGUAUUUUCUGAUCUAUAUUUGCUCCAUUCUUUUUUUUUUUUUUUCACCAGAGGGGUAAUAAUAGCAAUCCAAUGGACAAAGAUGUCAAAGAGUGGUUAAGCGACAUGUACUCGCAAGUGGUGUCGAACUCCAUUGAGAUUAUUGAUACCAUGUAUAAGGAUGUGGUUUGUCCUGCUCAAAGCCAACUGCAGUCAAUUGGUGACAAUGUGAAACAAGUUUAUUCAAAACUCAUGGAAGAGAGUGAUGAUAAUAAUGAUGAGGUCAAUCCAUCUCCACCACACGAGGCUGCAUCUUCUCAAAGCCAAUUGCACUUAACUGGUACUUGUGCUCAACAAGAUUGUUCUGAGGACCAUAAAGAUGAGGCACAGCCCUCUCCACAGGGUAAGGUAACUGAAAACCACAGGGAAAUAAGCCCACAACUGCCUCCGUCUCUGCCGCCACCCACCCCAGCACUAGCAUUAGAAACCAAAACUCCCAAUGAUGAUUCUGAAAUUUCAACCCCAUCUUUUGAUUGGAAUUCGAUCAAUAAAUCUGAAAAGAAUACAAAAGAUCGCUCUGAUUCCUCUGCUUAUCUUCAAGCAAGGAAUAUUUUGUUUAAAGAGUUCGAGGAUAUGGAUCGUGCUGAAUCAAGAUUAGAAACUCAUCAAUCAAUUGUUGAUAACGUGGAACUUCAUGAAAGCUGGGUUGUUGUAAACGAUUGUGAGCUAAGUAGCCCAAUCUCUGUUGAAUCACCAAAAACUUUGUCAUACAAGAGAAAGAUCCAAUAUCCAACCACAAAAAAGACGGUUCUAGAGAAAGUGAAAGUGAAUAGGAAGGCUGAUGUAGUUGUACCUUCUGACUACAAAAGUGAAAUUAAGUUGGCCCUUGAAAAUUUUGAAGGGCCUGAUUCUGAUCAAGAGUUACAUCACAACCCUAAUUGGGAAAUCAUUUAAGGUAGAAUAAUUGGAAUGAAGAAUUUCAUAAAAUACCAAUUUUUUGAUUUUUCGUGUUUCUAUUUUUAUUAGAAAUUAAUAUGCAUUGGAAUACCUUCCGAUUUUGAUUUUUUUCCAUUUGAAUUGAGAAGUUAUAUGUGCUCUUACUUUAGGGGUCGAAAAUUUUUUGUCCACACUAAAAAAAAAAAUUGUCGUUCAUUAACAAUAUUCUACUCACAACAAAUAUUAAAAAGAA
Messenger RNA from Cannabis sativa, 1798 nucleotides. RefSeq lists its product as uncharacterized. The record is from RefSeq and is a predicted model, not a curated record. Lineage: Eukaryota; Viridiplantae; Streptophyta; Magnoliopsida; Rosales; Cannabaceae. The transcript has 4 exons. Bases 703 to 1563 code for a protein of 286 amino acids.